UAUCACUUUUCGACCAGGGCCAGCCCGGUGCUGGUGCUGGAGCCGGUGCUGAACUGGCCUCAGGCUGGCUCCGGCUCCGGCACCAGCACGGAUUUCCAUAGGGUUCAGCACUGAAUGGAAUCUUACGUCCGCGAACCGAUAUAGAUUCUAGAGUAGUGAAGUGCAAUAAUGUUACCCUGGUAACAACCUCAGAGAUCAUCCACCAUGGCGCCACGAAAUGUGUGUCUUGUUUUGCUGGUCAGCGUUAUUAAAAUGUUUAUUCAAAGUCAAUAUGAAGGGUGGUUGCGUCUAACCACACUGAACAGGCUGCACAGCAGAAGAAGGUUUUCCGUUAGACGUCGGAUGCUGUGGCUUCGGAGACAACGGACGUCUCCUGUGGUUUGGAGACAUCCACGCACAAGCCAUUGGUGGGAUGUAAUCGUGCCAACAUUUAACCGAAGCCAAUUCAUUAUGAAUUUCCGAGUCUCCCCAGAGACAUUUGAGUACAUAUGCCGCCGUGUCGGACCCACAAUCGGCAGGAUGGACACAAAUUUCAGGUUAUGCAUCCCAGUACAAAAAAGAGUGGCUAUGGCACUGUGGAAGCUGGCCACCAACAGCGAGUACAGGACAAUCAGUCACCUGUUUGGAGUGGGGAUAAGCACUGUAUACAAUUCUUUAUCAGAUUUUUGUGAGGCCGUGAUGAGCGUAUUACUGCCAAUCCACUUACCUGCACCAGAGGCACGAAAUUUUUUGGAAAUGGCUGCUUACUUUAAAGACAGAUGGGGUGUUCCACAAUGUGUGGGUGCUAUUGAUGGGAGCCACAUACCCAUAAUAGCACCACAAGAAUAUGCCAGUGACUACUACAACCGGAAGCAUUUCUACUCUAUAGUGUUGCAGGGAGUUGUGAAUGGUAAAGGGCAGUUUUGGGAUGUUUGUGUGGGGUUUCCGGGAAGGGUACACGACUCCAGAAUUUUUAAGCAAUCUGAUUUGUGGAAGAGGAUAGGGGAUGGGCAGAUGUUUAAUACUGAUAUUCAAAACAUUGCAGGACAUGGAGUGGGACAUUACAUAAUUGGGGACCCAGCGUACCAGUUACAGAGAUGGCUGAUGAAGCCGUUUUCUGACACUGGUCGACUGACCCCAGAUCAACAAACAUUUAAUUACAGAGUAAGUAGGGCACGGUCAGUCAUAGAGACAACGUUUGGCCGACUGAAAGGCAGGUGGAGAUGCCUUAUGAAACGAAAUGACUGCAAAUUGGAAAUGGUAAAGAAAAUGGUAAUGACAUGUUGUGUGUUGCACAACAUGUGUGAGGAGAAUGGAGACCGGUGUCCUGAAGAUAUUUCAGAAAGACUCACACAACCUCCCCUUCGGGUUCUACCUGAACGCGGGGCGCAAGAGGGAGCGGAUGUAAGAAAUGCAUUGAUGCGCUACUUCAGCGGAAAUGUGUGAAAACAGAUAAUUUAUUAAAUUCACAUAAAUUAUUAUUACAAUACAAAUAGCGUAAAUAGUAUAAACAGUAUAAAUAUUGUAGAAGAAAAAAGAAAAAUGUAUGAAUAGUAUAGCAGUGUGGGUGUGGGUGGAGGUGCGCACUAGUGUGUGUGUGUAUGUGUGUGUGUGUGUGUGUGUGUGUGCGUGCGUGCGUACGUGGUGGUGGGGGGGAGGUGUUUGUGGGUGUGUGUAUUUGUUUAUUGCUCCUUCUCUAUGGCGGUCACAAUGCGGCCUAACAAAUUGAUGAGUGCAGUGCUAGAGGUGUCCAUUCUCUGUAAA
This is a messenger RNA of Engraulis encrasicolus (European anchovy), 1743 nucleotides long. RefSeq lists its product as uncharacterized. The coding region runs from base 205 to 1425 and encodes 406 amino acids. NCBI's taxonomy places the organism in Eukaryota, Metazoa, Chordata, Actinopteri, Clupeiformes, Engraulidae. The record is from RefSeq and is a predicted model, not a curated record. The transcript is spliced from 2 exons.